UAACAUUGGAUUGCGGGGAAAGAGCGCCGCUAAUGAAGGAUUAGAGGCGCCAUAGGGCCCCACGGUGACUUUCAAUGCAACUAUUGUGUCUUGUCUACAGGCUGUUGCAAAAGCCGUAAUCAAAUUCCCCAAGCCUCCGAGCGUCCGACCGACAUUACUGGGCAGAAGCAAGCUCUGACAUCUCUAUGCGACGGCGCGGUGCAAGGGGUACCGAGAAAGGUACACCGAGAAGGGAAACAAAAUAGAAUCAAUAUGGUGUGAGGUAUUCUGGUCGCAGGAACCAUUUGUCGUUGUGUAGCAAUAGCGACCAGUACUACAUUACUCACCUGGCAGCCAAUCGUCUUCAUAUUUCCUGAUAUUAACCAUCAAAGCCGGGUGCAGCGCAAGUUCGGCACUUCAUACUCUUCUCCAAGCGCCAAAAUGGGGUUUCACGCUCUAGACUAACUAAUAUGAUUGGUUUGACGGCAAGACACCCUAUAACAAUGUUGUUGUCUAGGUCGGGGAUGGAGGGAAGAUCGUCAACCAAGCAAACGAACAGUAUACUUUCCAAGCCACGAUUGACCAUGCAUGAUACUUCAAGAUACUUUCAGACCAUUACGGUCGCUCUCCUUUUGCUUGGAACACAAUUAAUCACUGCGUUGAGAAUCGCGGGCGCUUUCUCUGUUAUUGAAUAUAAUCCCCUGCUCAUCGCCAGUCAGGAUUACUAUAAAGGUAGUGCACAAGUCGUCAACGGCGGCGUGGCCGACCUCUUCGGCGGUUCCAACAUCGACCUCGCAGGCAACGCCGAGACUCAGGCGCUACGACAGUACGCCACCCACAAAAACCUGCGGAUCAUCUACACAGUUGUAGAGGUGGCGUACCGCCUAGCAGCGAGCAAGAAGGCCGGCAUCGUCCUGCCCGCGAGCCUCAAGGGGAAGAAGAUCGGCACCAUCCCCGGCACAUCGGCCGCCUACUUCGUGCAGCGCUAUCUCGCCAGCCAGGGCGGUUUGCGUGAUACCGACUACACGACGGUCUCGGGCAGCAACUGCAACGCGCGCCCGUGCGGCUCGGGGACCCUGCCCUACAUGCUCGCUCGCGGAUCCGUCGACGCGGUCGGCAUGUGGGAGCCGACGCUCGAGCUGGCGAUCGAGGGGCUCGGGUCCACCGACACUGCCGUGGUGUUCCAGAACGCGUCCGUAUACCGCGAGAUUUACAACCUGUACACGACGGCCGAGAAGCUGAGGGACCCCGGCACGCGCAGGGAUAUCGUCGCGUACCUGCGAGCGCUCGACCAGACGGCCCAAUUGUUUGCCAAUCGCUCCGAGACCGUCAUCCCUCGUGUCGCCAAGACGAUGAACAUGGAUGAGACCCUCGUCAAGGACGUCUGGCCUGUCCAUGACUGGAAGGGUGGGCUAGCGCCUGAUUUGCUCGACGUGCUUGUAGCCGAAGACCAAUGGGUGGCUAAGGUCGAUGGGCGAAAGGCUGUUUCUAGGGCUGACCUGGCGAUCAUCGUUGACCAGAGUGUUCUCCAGGAGGCUAGGUCUAAUUCGAGCACGGUGUAGUAUGAGGUAAUCAACAAUACCAAUGAUACAAAUACAUCGCCCUUUCAAAAACUGCUUGAGAAGCUGUGCCUUCAACUCUAGGUGAUAUAAAGACUACCGAAUUAUCACAACCAUCUUUCCAUGGAAA
Truncatella angustata is the source of this 1668-nucleotide messenger RNA. RefSeq lists its product as uncharacterized. The record is from RefSeq and is a predicted model, not a curated record. NCBI's taxonomy places the organism in Eukaryota, Fungi, Ascomycota, Sordariomycetes, Amphisphaeriales, Sporocadaceae. The transcript has 2 exons. The coding region runs from base 450 to 1541 and encodes 363 amino acids.